CAGAAAGCAGGAUGGCUUCUGUAAAUCCGGGACUGUCCCUGGAAAACAGGGAGACUUGGAGGGUCUGCGAAACGUUUCCCUCGAGCAUGCCAAGAGCGCCUUUCCCGCCCUCGCAUGCCUUAGGCGCCCUCUUCUCUGGGAUUAAGAAAGCCCGAGCUCCAGGCUUCUAAUUUUAGAAAUUAAACCGGGAGCGGGCGGAGUGGAGGCGGUGGAGGAAGCGGAGGCGGUGGCGGCCCGACGGGGACGCACAGACGGGCGGAGGUGGCUGCUUGCUCUGCGGCCGCCAGAGGGCUCUUGCGGCGGCUGCUCGGCUCUCCUCGUCGGCUCAGGCUUGGGUUGCGCUUCCUAGGUCAGGGUCUGCAGCUGCUUCCUCCAUUGCGAGCCCGGAGAAGUCGGUGCGCCUUUUGGAGAGGGAAGGCGCCUUUUGCGCACGCCGCGCUCCGGAGAAGGCACCCGGGGACCCCCAGAGCCGCGCCUGGUGGGCGCUGGGGGGUGACCCCCCUACCCGUGCGGUGGAGGCAAGCCGGGGAGCCUCUCUCCGAGGGGGCUCCCGCGCGUGUGACCCCCGAAGGCGACGCGGUUUGUUGCUGCCACUCCGCACCCCCUUUGAUUUGGACACCCAAGGAAGGAGAAUCUCCCACUGGCAGGUACAGGGAGCCACGCAGAGGAGGAUACAGUGCCAUGGAAGGUGGUUUGCAAAGCCCGUUCCUCUGAAAGCCCCGCAAGAUGCUGACCCCCAAUCCUGAGUGCAGCCAGCCCCGCGAGAGCAACAGAAAGACUAGAGGAGGGGAAGAGGCGAUGCCUCGCGCCCGCCCCGUCGCAAAAGCCGUCCAAGGCAUCCGCAAACGCAAGGACUUUGUGGUGUGCCAGCAGGGCGCUCCGGCGGAGGAGAAGCCCAACAUCUGCAUCGAGUGCGGGAAGACCUUCAGCCAGAACUCCAGCCUGGUCAACCACCGGCGCACGCACUCCGACGAGAAGCCGUACAAAUGCCCCGACUGCGGGAAAAGCUUCGGGGUGAGCUCCAGCCUCAACCGGCACCAGCGGAUCCACACGGGGGAGAAGCCCUACAAGUGCGGCGAGUGCGGCAAGCGGUUCAACGACAAGUCCAACCUGACGCAGCACCAGCGCAUCCACACGGGCGAGAAGCCCUACAAAUGCAUCGACUGCGGCAAGAGCUUCAGCCGCAGCUCCCACAAGAAGCACCACCUGCGCCACCCGCCGGGGAAGAAGCUGGGCAAGGGGGGCGCCGCUGCCCAGGCGGACGGGGCCUGCGCAGCCAGUGCCAAGCCCAAGCCCAGGAGGAAGGUGGAGGUGCUGAAUACCUGCACAGAGUGCUGGCAGAGCUUCAGCCAGAACGCCGACCUCAUCAAGCACAUGCGCAUCCACACCGGCGAGAAGCCCUACCAGUGCAGCGUCUGCGAGAAGAGCUUCAGCGUCAGCUCCAACCUCUUCCGCCACCAGCGGAUCCACACGGGCGAGAAGCCCUACGUGUGCUCCAGCUGUGGGAAGAGGUUCACCGACAAGUCCACCCUGGUGCAGCACCAAAGGAUCCACACCGGGGAGAAACCGUACGCCUGUCGCUUCUGCGGCAAGAGCUUCAGCCACAGCUCUCACCACAAGAGACACGAGAAGAUCCACAAGGCGGACUACCCCAUACUGGCCUACUCGGCCCCGCUGAGCUAGCAGGUUGCCGCAGGGCAGAGCUUUCUGAACCGCACGUUCAGUGUGUUGGCUGCAGUGCGCAGGUGUGUUGCUGCGAACGCUCCUCCUGGGAACGGAAAUCAGGUCCGUUUAACUUCCGGUUUGCUAGUGGAACUGAAUUGCCGUGUCGCGAAAUGAUGCCUGUCUGGAAAGCGUGUCACCGACGUGGAAAGUUUGGAAAGCUUUGUCGUACUGGGAAAAAUGGGGUUUCUCUGCUGGGGAGUCUUUUUCAUAAGCACACAAGCCCCUUUGGAAGCUAGCGGGCGAAAAAGUCUGGUGGGGUGGGAAUGGGACGGAAGGGGAGGGAAACCUGCUGGAUAUCUCACCAAUUGCCAGCUUACCAGCACAUCAGCUGGUGAUUUUUGGAUCAAUUCCGCUUCUUGAGAUCUAGAUACAGUACAGUGGUACCUUAGGUUACAUAUGCUUCAGGUUACAUACGCUUCAGGUUGCAGACUCCGCUAACCCAGAAA
Podarcis muralis (Common wall lizard) is the source of this 2171-nucleotide messenger RNA. The record is from RefSeq and is a predicted model, not a curated record. Lineage: Eukaryota; Metazoa; Chordata; Lepidosauria; Squamata; Lacertidae.